AAAAGAUAGAAAAAGCAAAGAGAGAGAGAGAGAGAGAGAGAGAGAGAGAAAGAGGGGGAGAGAGAGAGAGAAUUUAUCGUCUGGGAAUAUAUCUGUGGAUUUUCACGUUGAUUGGUCACAAAUUUCUCUUCUUUUCUUGCGCUGCAUUCACACACAAUCGCUGCGUCUCUCUCAUUGAUCCAUCACAAAAUCUCUCUGAAAAUCUGUUUGUCCGGCACCGUUGAUUUGGUGGACUUCUUCAUCUGAUCGAUCUCGGAAAAAGCAUUCUGCGGCGUGGUCUGACUGUUGGCUGACUGAAUUCGUGAUCGGCGACGGGAGUGUCGGUGAUCGAUGCCUGAGAAUCGGCAGGCGCAGAGCAAUGGCGCUGUGUACAACCAACCAGUCGAUGACCUUGAAGAUGCGAUAAGUAGGUUGAAAAUUGGGGGAAAUGAUGAUCGGGAAAGUGGAGGGGUGGCAAAUUCGUGCCCGUAUCCAGAGCGUCCGGGUGAACCGGAUUGCAUAUACUAUUUGAGAACUGGGAUGUGUGGUUAUGGAAGCAAUUGUAAGUUUAAUCAUCCUGCUGCGGCUGGAAAGGGUGGUCAGUACAGAGGUGAACUGCCGGAAAGAGUUGGACAACCUGACUGUGGGUAUUAUCUCAAGACAGGAACCUGCAAAUAUGGAUCAACAUGUAAAUAUCAUCACCCACGGGAUAGGCAUGGUGCUGGACCUGUUCCGUUGAAUAUUCUGGGCCUACCCAUGCGUCAGGAUGAGAAGCCUUGCCCUUUUUACAUGAGAACUGGAUUGUGCAAGUUUGGAGCUGGAUGCAAGUUUGAUCAUCCUCAACCUGCAUCAGCUGGAAACAUCUUACCCAUUCCUGGACCUGCUACUUAUGGAUCUUCAGGCUCAACAGUUUUGCCUUCAUCUGGCCUGCCUUUAGUUGGAGGAGUUUCAACUGUGUCAUUGACAAGGCCACCAUAUUUAUCUGCUCCCCCUGUGCAAGGCCCCCAAGGCUAUAUGCCUAUCGUUGUGUCUCCCAGUCCCACUCAAGGUGUUUCUCAUGGCUGGAACACUUACCUGGGUUUGUCUCCUACCAGUGUUCCGGGAUCUAAUCUUGUUUAUACCUCCAAGAGUCAUGGAGAGUCAGGUUCCAGUGGUCUGGUGCACCUGUUAUCUACAUCAAUUCCUCAUCUACCUGAGAGACCAGAUCAACCAGAAUGCCGGCAUUUCAUGAGCACUGGAACCUGCAAAUACGGAUAUGAGUGCAAGUAUCAUCACCCACGAGAAAGGAUCGAACAGUUGGCAACAAAUUCUCUAGGUCCACUUGGGCUUCCAUUAAGACCUGGACAAGCUGUCUGUUCAUACUACAGCUUGUAUGGACUGUGCAAGUAUGGUCCGACGUGCAAAUUUGAUCACCCACUGACAGGAUACUCUUAUAACUACAGUUUGAGUUUUCCUACUCUUCCUGUAUUUGAUUCAUCUAUGUUGCAAUACCAGAGGAACUCGCCCCCUGUCCUCUUAUCGGAUACAUAUCCCCCUAAAUCAUCCAAGGGUCCCGACUGGGUAAGAAGACGCGAUGCUGCAGCCAACAAAAACCAGAAAGUGGAUAUCGAAACUACUGAAAAUUCACCAGAACAGGCUGGUUCACCUGAUCACUUGCCAGCUGCUUCUUCAGAGCUUCCAAACGAUGAAUCCGAUUGAUGUGAUUCGUCUUCUUUUGCGACACGGUUUCAUUUUGCUGCUGCUGCUGCUGCUGCUGUUGUUGUCAGGCAUGCAUUUGACGACACGUGCCUCCAGGCCCCCCUUCACCUGCGGCUCCGUGGAAUAGGAUAGGUUGUCCCGGGUUCGGAAAAUGGUGGGGGUUGUGAAGGCUCUUUUUUGUGGUGAAUAAAAUGCAGGUGAAUUGAGUUGUAGGAACCCUCCUUCCUUCCUUCCUUCCUUCCUCUCCCCCUCCUUAACUCAAAAAGACUUCUUUUCACAUUUUUGAAGAUGUUGUACUGAGAUUUCACCAAAAGUGAUUGUUAUGGAAUGUGAAAAUUUGACAUUUUUAUGGAUCUGGAUAAAGUUGCUUACAAACCAUACUCCCUUUUUAUUUGCAUC
Molecule: messenger RNA, 2076 nt
Organism: Diospyros lotus (date-plum)
Lineage: Eukaryota; Viridiplantae; Streptophyta; Magnoliopsida; Ericales; Ebenaceae
Product: zinc finger CCCH domain-containing protein 3-like
Exons: 7
Coding region: 331-1677 (448 amino acids)
Molecular function (GO): metal ion binding; mRNA binding
Source: RefSeq, a predicted model, not a curated record